GAGUCACUUCCUAAAUAGAAUGAUUGACAGAUGGUUCGUCCAAUCAGAAGCUGAAUGUGGCGGACGUUGGCCGCUAGCGGAGCGGAGUAGUUCAUCCAUGGAUUAAACUGUAACGUUUAUUUUCUGACCCACCGUUCAAACGGGAUGAAGUCCAUCCAAAAUCUUUUCUUUUGUACAUGUUCCUUGACACUACGCACAACGAAGGACAGUGAUGUCACUGCCAGCAGCUAAAUUCCUGGACAAGAUUAACCUCCAGACAGAACUAAAGGUGUGACAACAACAGACGGUGUAUAGCGGUGUACAAGGUCGCUUGUCUUUGUGUGCGCGGGUGUGUGUUUAUGAGUGAGUGGUAUAGCAGCUGGAGGUUGUAACGUGAUACCAAGAUGCUGCUGUCCCUGGGAAUGCUGAUGCUGUCGGCCACGCAGAUUUACACCAUCUUCACUGUUCAGCUCUUCGCCUUUCUCAACCUGCUCCCUGUGGAGGCCGACAUUGCAGCUUACUCAUUUGACAACAAAACGGAGAACUUUGAGGACCUGCCUGCACGGUUUGGCUAUCGACUACCCAGCGAUGGACUAAAGGGCUUCUUGAUUGGGGCACGACCAGAAAAUGGGUGCGAGCCCAUCGAGCCCCCUCCAAGGGACAACUUGACCGGCGCCUUCAUCGUCCUCAUCAAGCGCUUCGACUGCAACUUUGACAUCAAGGUCCUCAAUGCCCAGAAAGCCGGGUACAAGGCAGCCAUUGUUCACAAUGUGGACUCCGAUGACUUAAUCAGCAUGGGAUCCAAUGAUCUGGAUGUUAUGAAGCAGAUAGAUAUUCCCUCUAUGUUUGUGAGCGAGGUGACUGCCACCUCUCUGAAAGAAGACUUUACGUAUGACAAGGGGGGACAUGUGGUCCUCAUGCCAGACUUCAGCCUGCCACUGGAAUAUUACCUGAUCCCCUUUCUCAUCAUUGUGGGAAUCUGCCUCAUCCUCAUCGUUGUUUUUAUGAUCACCAAGUUUGUCCAGGAUCGACACCGGGCUCGGAGGAGCCGCCUGCGCAAAGAUCAGCUAAAGAAACUUCCCAUCCACAAGUACAAAAAAGGGGACAACUAUGAUGUGUGCGCCAUCUGCCUGGACGAAUAUGAAGAAGGUGAUAAACUCCGAGUCCUGCCAUGUUCUCAUGCCUACCACAGUAAGUGCGUGGACCCCUGGCUGACCAAGACUAAGAAGACGUGUCCUGUGUGCAAGCAGAAAGUGGUCCCCUCGCAUGGCGACUCUGACUCCGAUUCAGAGGAGGGGGAGAGCGGCCCUGAAGAGAACGAGGAGGUGUCGGAGAGUACCCCUCUGCUGCGCUCGCUGGCCUCCACCAGCGCCCACUCCUUCGGCACCAUGUCAGGAGCGUCGCGCUCAGAGCAGGACCCGGAGUCCUCGGACUACGAGGACGACGAGCUGGACAGCAGCGACAGCGAGGAAGAGGUCACCGUAGAGACUGUGGUGGUGCAGAUGCAGCAGCCCUGCUCUGAAGGCCACGAGCACGACCUGCCCCGAGCUUGACUGAUUGGCUGGCCAAGCCCCCCCCCCUCACAGCUGCAGAGACUUUUUUUGUUGGGGGUCACAAAACAAAUUUUCUCUCACUGCUUACAAGACAUUGUAAUGUCUACAAGUUCAAAAACAAAUCUUAAGUUUAAUUUUUAACAUGAUUAUUACAGAGAACGUGAUAUUUCCAACUGUGUGACAGGAAGUCAGUAAGCAUAUCUGAGGGGCCGCUUGGCAGAUUUGACAGGACCGGUUACACUGAUGUACAGUAGAGUUUUAUACUGUACUCAUAAAAAAAGAUGAAAAGUGGAAAAGUCACAUAAAAUCACCCUUGUUCUGUAAAACUACUGUGUAUAAAAGUAUAGAUCACAAUAAGUUACGUUUUUAUCUUUAUCUUCUAUCCUACAUGUUUCAGAUGAUGGGAAAGUUUCAUUAUUGUACAUACAUGUUCAAGUUACACUGACACUCCUUCAGCCGCUUUGCAGCAUCCUUUUUGUAAAAAAUUGACUUAACAUUCAGCAAGUAUAGAAACAUUUAAAGCCACAGCAAUGUGGUUUUGCCAAUUUUUUUUCGAGCCUUCUAGGUGCUCCCGUUUGGUGCCAGUUUAUUUGUUACGAUUCACACUAAAAGAAAUUGAAGCCAAAGCAGUUUGAGAAACCCAUUCGAAGCAAAGAUGCAGCGUUGCAUUGUGCGUGUGUGCAUACAGCUUGGAGGAACUCUAUUGGACACUAUGUCCGCCGCCCUGCCUGUGGUGUUCUUCUUGUGGCUGCUCCAGACCUAUCACUCCAUUUAACACAAGCAGUUUAUUGGUCGAUAGGCCUUGUAAUACACAUUUAACUGACCUUAUCUCAUUAAAUAAACAGUUUGUAGUAAAUGCGCUUUUUUUUCCCAUAACAUGGCAUGUUUGUUUUUUUGUUCAUGAAACCUGUUGCCUUUUUCAGUUGAUGCUUUUUGUCUUGUUAGUGUUUUCCUGCUCAUGUACGUCUGUUCUCAAUAUAAAUUCACUUCAAUAAAAGUAAAAUGACACUUUA
This is a messenger RNA of Etheostoma spectabile (orangethroat darter), 2545 nucleotides long. It is a transcript of the gene rnf13, whose product is annotated as ring finger protein 13. Lineage: Eukaryota; Metazoa; Chordata; Actinopteri; Perciformes; Percidae. Gene Ontology annotation, molecular function: zinc ion binding. The record is from RefSeq and is a predicted model, not a curated record. The transcript is spliced from 10 exons. The coding region runs from base 384 to 1532 and encodes 382 amino acids.